Molecule: messenger RNA, 932 nt
Organism: Gracilinanus agilis (Agile Gracile Mouse Opossum)
Lineage: Eukaryota; Metazoa; Chordata; Mammalia; Didelphimorphia; Didelphidae
Gene: ORMDL3
Product: ORMDL sphingolipid biosynthesis regulator 3
Exons: 3
Coding region: 13-474 (153 amino acids)
Biological process (GO): intracellular sphingolipid homeostasis; ceramide metabolic process; negative regulation of ceramide biosynthetic process
Cellular component (GO): endoplasmic reticulum membrane
Source: RefSeq, a predicted model, not a curated record
AGGGGCGGCAAGAUGAAUGUGGGCACGGCGCACAGUGAGGUCAACCCCAAUACGAGGGUGAUGAACAGUCGGGGCAUCUGGCUCUCGUACGUGCUGGCCAUCGGGCUCCUCCACGUUGUGCUGCUCAGUAUUCCUUUUGUCAGUGUCCCGGUCGUCUGGACCCUCACCAACCUCAUCCACAACAUGGGCAUGUACAUCUUUCUACAUACAGUAAAGGGAACUCCCUUCGAGACGCCUGACCAGGGUAAGGCACGGCUGCUCACUCACUGGGAACAGAUGGACUAUGGUGUCCAGUUCACGGCCUCCCGCAAGUUCCUGACCAUCACCCCUAUCGUGCUGUAUUUCCUAACCAGCUUCUAUACCAAGUAUGACCAGCUCCACUUCAUCCUCAACACAGUAUCCCUGAUGAGCGUGCUGAUCCCCAAGCUGCCCCAGCUCCAUGGUGUCCGGAUUUUUGGGAUUAAUAAGUACUGAGGGUCUAGCCCCUUCUUUGCCCUGUCCUGGGGGAAUCUGAGGAGAUGAAGAUGAAGGGGGCCUCCAUGCCCAGAGACUGAUGUUGAGCCUAUGGGCCUAGUUAAAGCUCUCCUUUUCCCCUACUUCCUUCCCAAUCCCAGUAGUCAAAAUGGAGUAGCCUUUAGUGGGGUUAGAGGGGGGGGUUCUCCCCUGUUCCCCCCUUCUCUCUCAGUGGCUUUGUUCCCUUUUUGAUUUUUCUCAUUUGGAUAGAAAAAAAAUGUGAGAGGGGUUGUGUGGUACUUCAGUGGUCCCGGCUACCUGAGCUGAAUAGGGACGGAGGAUGUUGGGAAACCCCACACAUUCACUGUAACUCUGGCCAAUGCACUUUAACCCCCACCCCCAGCAGGGGGCAGAGGGAAUGGUACAGCCUCUAUUUCACUUCAGUUCUCUCCGUUGACACAGAGAGAGAGAGAGAGAGA